AUGACAAGAAAGACGAUGUGUAUACAAAUACCUAGAGACCCGAGAGUAGACGGAAUUUCGUUUAUAACAGCGAUGCCAGAGGCAAUGGCCGAGAAGAUAGAGGGGCAGAAGUGGAAGGAAAUAAUGUCUGGCCUGAACGGUAUCUUCCACGAGUUUGAGUCUCCGUCCAUAGCAUCUUUUAUCAAGACGGUGUCCAUUGUUCCACUCCUUGUGGGCACGCCUCGAAAUGUCUAUACGAGGGUUGAAGAAUACCUAUCUGAGGCAAACAAACGCCUGGAGAGGCAUGGAAUCCGUAUAAUUCAUCCUGGGAACCACCAGUAUGUCGAGCUUGAGGUUGAGAUAUGCAGGGACGAAUGA
Molecule: messenger RNA, 357 nt
Organism: Encephalitozoon hellem ATCC 50504
Lineage: Eukaryota; Fungi; Microsporidia; Unikaryonidae
Exons: 1
Coding region: 1-357 (118 amino acids)
Source: RefSeq, a predicted model, not a curated record